AUGGAGUUCUCAGUGUCUAAAGGAGACUAUGUUAGAUGUUUCAAGAGAUCUUUAUUGCUACUUUUAGUAUGCAUAGUAGUUCUUGUGUGCGCUGAUCAGGACUAUUAUAGUUUACUUGGAGUGUCCAAAGAAGCAAGUAGUAGAGAAAUACGACAAGCGUUCAAAAAACUGGCAUUGAAGUUGCACCCUGAUAAAAAUCAGAACGAUCCAAAUGCACAUGAAAAUUUUUUGAAAAUAAAUAGAGCAUAUGAAGUACUUAAAGAUGAAGAUCUACGGAAGAAGUAUGAUAAAUAUGGAGAGAAAGGUCUCGAAGAUCAGCAGCAAGGAGGUCGUUAUGAAAGCUGGCACUAUUAUCGCUAUGAUUUUGGUAUUUAUGAUGAUGAUCCUGAAAUUAUAACAUUGGACAGAGGAGAAUUUGAUGCUGCUGUUAACUCUGGAGAACUGUGGUUUGUGAAUUUUUAUUCACCUCGGUGCUCCCACUGCCAUGACUUAGCACCUACGUGGAGGGAGUUUGCUAAAGAGAUGGAUGGAGUAAUACGCAUUGGAGCUGUCAACUGUGGCGAUAAUAGAAUGCUUUGCCGAAUUAAAGGGAUUAACAGUUAUCCCAGUCUGUAUGUUUUCAAAACUGGAAUGCAACCAGUGAAAUAUUAUGGAGACAGGUCAAAAGAGAGCUUAAAGAACUUUGCCAUGCAGUAUGUUACAAGCACAGUCACUGAGUUAUGGGCAGGAAACUUUGUUAAUGCCAUUGAAACUUCAUUUGCUUCUGGUGUUGGUUGGCUGAUCACCUUCUGCGCUGAACGUGGGGAUUGCUUGAGUUACCAAACACGCCUUAAGCUAGCUGGCAUGUUGGAAGGUCUUGUUAAUGUAGGCUGGAUGGACUGUGGCACCCAGGGUGAGCUUUGUGAUAAUUUAGAUAUCUCAUCUAGUACUACAGCAUACUUUCCACCUGGAGCCACCAUAAAUAACAAAGAGAAAGGAGGUGUUUUGUUUCUUAACUCCUUGGAUGCCAGAGAAAUAUAUCAGGAAGUAAUGAAGCAUCUGCCAGAUUUUGAAAUGAUCCCUGCAGCUUCAUUAGAGGACCGUCUGGCUCAUCACCGAUGGCUACUUUUCUUCCAGUUUGGAGAGAAUGAUAAAUCAAAUACACAGGAAUUUAAGAAACUUAAAUUUUUACUUAAAGAUGAACACAUUCAGGUUGGCAAGUUUGACUGUCUUUCCUCACCAACCAUCUGCAACAAACUAUAUGUCUAUCAGCCUUGUUUAGCAGUCUUCAAAGGAAAAGGAACCGGAGAUUAUGAAAUUCACCAUG
Molecule: messenger RNA, 1306 nt
Organism: Nestor notabilis (Kea)
Lineage: Eukaryota; Metazoa; Chordata; Aves; Psittaciformes; Psittacidae
Gene: DNAJC10
Product: DnaJ (Hsp40) homolog, subfamily C, member 10
Exons: 12
Source: RefSeq, a predicted model, not a curated record